This is a messenger RNA of Bombus pascuorum, 9981 nucleotides long. It is a transcript of the gene Nhe2, whose product is annotated as probable Na(+)/H(+) antiporter nhx-9. The record is from RefSeq and is a predicted model, not a curated record. The transcript is spliced from 17 exons. Gene Ontology annotation, molecular function: sodium:proton antiporter activity. NCBI's taxonomy places the organism in Eukaryota, Metazoa, Arthropoda, Insecta, Hymenoptera, Apidae. Gene Ontology annotation, cellular component: membrane. Gene Ontology annotation, biological process: proton transmembrane transport; sodium ion transport; regulation of pH. The coding region runs from base 1883 to 5011 and encodes 1042 amino acids.
AUUGAAAUGCGUGGAGUCUAGUGUCAGUAGCGACGUCGAGGGUGGCCUCGUCGACAGCUACGCACGUUUUUGGCAACGUUCGUCGAUGCCCUUAACUCCGAUCGUGGCAAUGGUGUUGAUCGUGUGCACGACGUCGACGUAGCUGCCGAGAGCCGGCGCGCGACUCGACGACUCCUGUUCGCGCAGUGCUGCCGUGACGGUCGAUCGAAGCACACCGCUGAAACCUGGGAAUGCCACGCAACCUUCCAUUUUAACGACUCCACGAUGCAUCUGCCCGGCUGCCACGUCGUCGUCCCGUGCCCUCCGUUCGAGUCUCCGGAUGGUUAUCUGAGUUACAGGAGGCUCGUGUAUCGACAAGUACCAGCGUGAACCCUCCUACGCUAGCUGCCGCCCAGAAACUCGCCCGAACCAGCGGUAUAUCCACCCUGUGGUUUUCUCACUUGUUCGCGAACAGUACCGUAUCUACCUUUUGGAAAUUCUUCUCGUCGAAUUAGGAUAUUUCGAGUCUCGUUGACGAACGACGAAAGGAAGGUAGAAGGAACGUUCUAUCGCAAGAGGGACAGAGUCGAAUAAAGAAGCCUGUUUCCAGUGAAGUAUUUUUCUGAUUAUAUUGUUAAUAAAGUGAUCAGGCGAAUCUGUGCGCUCGAUCGAUCGUAAUCGCAAGGCCGUUGCUUGUGCAAGGAACAUAAACACCAUGGUUAAGUAGUGGAGGCUCGAUAAGGGCUGCUCGAGUGCCUGAUCACCCCCUGGUAUGGUUCUGUUGCAGCUGCGUACCGAGAACACUCUCUCUUCUUCGUCAAUAACCAGCCAAUAAACGGCGGGGAGAGCACGCUCGCGAGGCAGAAGCAGCGUCGGACCCGCGGUAAGUACCAAAACAAAUAUGCCGCCGUCGACCUCCACUCCUUUUUUCCGCUGCAACGAAAAUGGAUCUCGAUUUUGUCCGACGUCUAGGUCGCUCUACCACGUCUCUCUCUCUCUCCCUCUCUCUCUGUCUCUCUGUUCUUCGCUGCACUCCAAAGGGUUCGUUGACACCGUGGCUAGGAAAUCGGCUUGGGAACUCGUUUGGGGCCACCGAAAAAGGUCACCGACGAUACAAAUAUAGAAACGUCGUGGAACGAGGCCGACAGUGGAGCGGUAUCGAAGAGGAGAACGGAAGCACGGCUGUUUAAGGAUCCCUGCCGUGUCUCGUUUGCCAAUCGAUAGGAAUUUUUCUCCUCUACUAAACAGAAUCUCUAACGAAUCAUCCGGAUGUACGCAAGAAUCUUGAGAAUCUCACGUGUGUUUAGGAAAACAGUUUGAAGAAGUUGUUGUUCCUAUCGCGAACCGUGUGUACAACGAGUGAUAGAAAACAGAAUCCGAGAGUAAAUGCCUGCCAUAGAAGCAAUAAGCGAGCCUGACUCGUUUAAUCUGCAACUUCGACAAAUAGGACUACCGUAGAGAUCAGACGUACUGCUGAUGGUGUGAAACGAUCGUCUUCCACGUGUGAUACAAUACAAUACGAUCCAAUCGCCUUGAACGAUUCUUAAACGAUCAUCGUUCAGGAAACGGAAUAGUAGAAUAAUUGCGAAAUAAAUCUGCGCCGUUGAGUACGCAAACGAAAAAGUAAAUGAGAUGUUCGACGCUGAAUAAAUAAUUCGUAAAGACUCGGAAGAUUAUACCGUGAGAGGAAAACUCGUGGUAGAAAGAACACGAGAAGGGUGCAGUGAGGUAGAUACACGAGGGUGCACUCCCUUCGAACAGCGGGAGCCAUUGAAACUAAGGUUUCUCGAGGUCGGAGGUCUCUGAUGGUACAGAGGGUGACUCAGCACCGGUGGACGAGCGCGAAAAAUCAGCGCGGUCCCCGUACCCAAGAUCGGCGUCGUAGUCGUCGAGUAACAUCGUCAUGGCUCCACGUACCGUCGUCUCGACGAUGAUCGCGUUUGCGUUGAUCCUUGCUUGUUGGUCUGCUCGAGGUCACGCGGAUUUAGCGAAGUUCUACGAGUCCAUGCCUGAUACGAUAAAACCGAACAGACGAAUUCCUAACAACGACUACGCGAUUCAUGGACCGAUCGUAGACGAUCAUGAGUUCCCUCGAGAUCUCACGGAGCCUUAUCCAGGCAAGAGUUUCGGUCCCAUGGGUCCCAUCGAUGGUUCGUUGCCCGACGACGUGUCCUUUCGAAGUUUGGCCUCCGAACAAGACGAAGCGGCGAAUUCCAUGGAACAUUUGUCGAUGGAAGGGCACGAACACGAAUUUAAGUUUACGAGACCGAAGUAUAAGAUCAUAUCUGUGGAGUUUCAUCGAGUUGAGACACCGUUUGUCAUCGGAAUCUGGAUCUUCUUCGCGAGUCUCGCGAAAAUAGGCUUCCACAUGACGUCAAAGCUGAGCAAGAUCUUUCCGGAGUCCUGUUUGCUGAUCGUUGUCGGCGUCGUCGUUGGUGUCUUACUGUUCCAGGCGAGCUUGGUCCACGUGUCACCCUUAACUCCCGACACGUUCUUCCUCUACAUGCUACCGCCCAUCAUCCUGGAUGCUGGCUAUUUCAUGCCGAACCGACUGUUCUUCGACCAUCUGGGAACGAUACUCCUGUUCGCCGUCAUUGGGACUAUAUUUAACACCUUGUCGAUAGGAACUUCGUUGUGGGUGUUAGGUAAGAGCGGCCUCUUCGGUUUCGAAACUCCGCUGUUGCAAAUGUACCUGUUCUCCGCGUUGAUCAGCGCCGUCGACCCUGUCGCCGUGCUAGCGGUCUUCGAAGAAAUUCACGUGAACGAACUCUUGUACAUCGUCGUAUUCGGGGAGAGCUUGUUGAACGACGCUGUCACCGUCGUACUGUACCACAUGUUCGAGGCGUACAACGAGAUAGGACCAACGGAAAUUCUCUACACGGACGUGUUGUCAGGAUUUGCUUCGUUCUUCGUGGUGGCGAUCGGCGGCACGAUAAUAGGAGUGAUAUGGGGUAUCGCAACUGGAUUCGUUACGAGGUUCACUCAUCAGGUUCGCGUGAUCGAGCCCAUCUUCAUAUUCGUCAUGGCUUACCUGGCCUACCUAAGCGCUGAGAUUUUUCACAUGUCCAGCAUUCUGGCGAUCACCUUCUGCGGCAUCACAAUGAAGAAUUACGUGGAGGCGAAUAUCUCGCACAAAUCGCACACAACCGUCAAAUACACGAUGAAGAUGUUGUCGAGCAGCUCGGAAACCAUCAUAUUUAUGUUCCUUGGAGUCUCUACGGUGAACAAUCAUCACGAUUGGAACACGUGGUUCGUCGUCAUGACCAUCGUAUUCUGCUCGGUUUAUCGAAUCGUUGGCGUGAUCUUACUGACAGCCUUGGCUAAUCAAUUUCGACUGCACAAGCUGAACAAGGUGGAGAAGUUCGUGAUGUCUUACGGUGGCUUACGAGGUGCUGUAGCGUUUGCUCUGGUCCUGCUGAUCGACCCACUUCACGUGUCCUUGCAGCCAAUGUUCGUCACCACUACAAUAGCAGUCAUCUACUUCACGGUGUUCAUACAGGGAAUCACGAUCAAGCCGCUCGUAAAAAUCCUGAACGUGAAACGGGCAGAAAAGAAGAAACCUACCAUGAACGAGAGGAUCCACGAACGGAUAAUGGACCACAUGAUGGCUGGGGUCGAGGACAUUUUGGGCAAACACGGCAAUUACCAUGUUCGAGACAAAUUCAAGAGGUUCGAUAAUAAAUUCAUUCGUCCGUACCUAGUGAGGGAUCACUGUGGCGCGGAACCGAAAAUAUUGGAAACGUACUCGAAGCUGGCGAUGAAAGACGCUUUGGAUUACAUUAGAAGGAACGCGUCCACCAUUGGCAAUAUCAGCGGAACUGAAAGCAUGUCCGCGAUAUUCCGCAACUAUAGCAACACAGGACAGUUCAAUGGAAGUCCGAGUUGCAGCCAGCUUGAAGCGGGCUGGAAUAUUGAUCUCCAAGAACUGGAGUACAACCCUUCCAAGAAGGACUUGACUGACGCCAGGAUCCACCACCUAUUGGCCGAAGAACUUGGCAAGCCAUACAAGAGGCAUGGAACAAAACUGUUGCAGCAUCGACGUCUAAGCUACAGCCGACACGCGGUGAACGAUCGCGACCUCUCGACCCAAGUCAAUUACAAAAUGCACAUGAACAUACGUCGGAUGAUGGGAGAGCACAAGCAUCGUCACAAGCGCAGUAAAAAAUUACUCAAAGACGGUAAGCAGAAUCACGUGAGUUUCCCGGAGUUCCAGCAAAAUGGCUCGACGAAGUUGUUCACACAAGAUUACAUCAAUGGCGUCCUGUACGAAUUGGAGAACGGAGACACCUCAAAGCCUUCGAGCAAAGAGGACUGGGACUCGGCGAUUACUUUCACAGCUCGUACUUCCGACUCGUUGAACGUGAACGUGGACAACCACCACGGCGCCACCACCACUACCUCAAUGGACACCAUAAAUAUCGACGAUCCCGAUAUGAAAUUAGGACGCGACGAAACCUACAGAGUAACGACACCAACAGCCACGGAGACCAUGUUGCCAUGGAAGCGAGAAGACGAUUACGAUUCCGGGCACCCGAUUAAACAGAAUGAAUUCCCCGCUUGGUGUUCAAACAAGGAGUACCUGGCUUACAGUUCCCCAUCAGCCACAUUCUUAGGUGGAAUCGAGCAGCCAAAGGUCCAGUCAGUAAUUGGUCUAUUCCGUGGUGAGAGUGUGUGCACCCCGGAUGGUAUCGAUUGCCAGGAAACUGUGGACGAGCGUGACGAGUACACGUUGACAGGGACAGAACAGACGGAGGAUUCGCCCACGAAGACCUUCAGUGAAUACGAGAAAGACAGCAAGAAGGGACCCACUAGGCGAGUAUCCAUGAUGGAGCUGUGCUCCAUAGAUAUGUCGCAAUCGGACAAGUGCACGGAGGACGGAUCCCAUUCCCUGCCAGAGUGUUGGAAUCCUCAACGGAUCCGAAUGAGCUCGUUCGCAUACUCGGCCCAGGUUCCCAGUCUCUCCACCGCCCUUAUCACCUCCUCCUCCUCCGAAUCGUCGGAGGAGAUGGACGAGGAGGAAGAGAAAGCUUGACCUUUGGAGAUCGUCGAGGAACAGACGUCAUCGUUCGCGGUCGACGAGCGUCGUCGUCGUCGGCCAUGGCGGCGGCCACCUCGGCGUUCGUUGUUCUCGUCUUUCUUACGACGACCUAGCGCUCCGGUCUGAACAGAGGACGUACUUCUAAUAUCUUUCGCCCCAUUCUAGGGAGAUACGAUCAAUCUUUCAACCGAAAACGAAAAUAGUAUUUGUUCCCCCUUUGACGAUCGCCGAUCUCGCUCCCUUCGGGGAUGGACACUUUAAUAGAACUCACACUGGAGACGACGAGCUGUUUUGACAGCUCUUGUUCUCUUCCACAGGACCAGAUUACACGACGGAAAGUACCCCUCGUUUUGACUACCGAUGCUUUCAUUCGCACGCAGAAACGAAUGCUUUGGAGUUGUACGGGGUGUCCCAAAAAUUAGUCUCUUGUUUGUCCUUUUCUUUUUUAAUUUCCGAGGGAAAUAAAAGAUUGGUUGGUUCUCUGUGCAAGGUAUAAUAAGAGAAGCUUUCCCUUUUUGUAUUUGUAUAAUUUCUUAAUGGAAUAAGGUAGAUAUUUUUUAACAAUAAUUUAUUGAAUCAUUGGAAUUGCGUUUCUCUCUCUUUGGUCUGUCAGCCACAGUGAGGGAAUUUUCAAGACGUUUGAUAAUUUGGAGAAUAAUAGGAUUACUUGACAUAAAUUCACGACCGUAACUUAUAAAAGUAAUAAAUGUAUGGGACUAUCUCUCGGGACACCCCAAAUUAGAUCGUCCAAUAAGUUCGUCGUCUCUACGACGUUGUUUUACGAAUACAGAACGAUAAGCGACCAAGAUGACCAAUGACCAACCUUCAAUAUGAUCAAGGCCAACCCAGAAAAAGCACUUGUAAAGAACGAUUCCUGCAUAUUUGAGAAUCGUAACUGAGAAUGAAAUUCUAGUACAAGGCAGGCCAGGUGUCUGACGUUUUGAAUAUUCCGGAAUUAACUAUCCAUCGAUAUCUAAAAAAGGAUGAGACUGGACCGAAGUUAAAAACAUGCGAACGAACUUAUUAGGCGACCUAAUACGUUACUUAGGUAGAAUUCUUCGAUCUCAGAGGAGACAAACAAGUAUUUUCUCGGUUGGUUUCAAAAGAAUCGUUGACACAAUGAUAUAUAAUACAGUUGACGUUGUAGUAGCGUGAUUUUCGAUAUAGCGAUGUUACCAUUUUUCGACGAGAAUGAUUCAGUCGAGGUUGCGUUCUCUUUUGAUACUCGGUGAUCGUGUGAAUCCAUUUUGAAUAUUCGACCAUGAGAGUGAUACAAGUGAAAUAAAGAGUGCAAGAGCGAGAGAAAGAGCGAAAGUAAGAAAGAAAGAUAGAGAGAGAGAAAGAGCUAUUUUUUUAAACCGAUGAUACGCCUCGUUUCCUCCGUAGCACGACUGAUGGAUGAAAAGUAUUAACGAAUAGACUUGGAGGAACGUUUUUUGGUAGUUGAUUUUUCAAAUGCUUCCUGAGAAGAACGAUUCGUCCAUUGGAAGGCAGAUGCUUUCGAUCGACAGGAACAAAAGAUUUUUGAACCAUCGACGAUUCUUCGUCGAUGUGCCGCUUUCUGCGUGCUGAGAAAGAUUGUGAACCAGAAAAAGCACGCGAUUUCUUUCUCUUAGACGCCAUAAUAGCGUGUAUCCCUUGUAGCGACGACUCGUUUUAACGAUCGCUCAUUAACUUGGUAUCGUGGCCUUAAGAUUCCUAAAAAUAUCCUAGCAGCAACUCUGAACCUUCCGGUAUAUUGUAGAAAGGAAGAAGAGGAAAAACAAGGAGAAUGAGAUUGAAGGUAUAGAAAGGAUGACUUGUUUUUGUGGGAAAAACUCGAGGGACCUUGAUACGUGUUGCGUUUAAAUGACGAUUAAAUCAUGACAUGUGAACGUGAUGAUCUCUUUCUUUUUUUUUUCUUUUUUUUUUCGGUUUCUUUGGUAACACUAACGCUAAAUAGUCUUUCGAAAAUGAAGUAUAUAUAUAUAUAUAAAUAUAUAUGUAUAAUAUGUACAAGUUUGGUAUUAUACUCGAUACGCAACGCUGAAAUUGUCGUGCGAUUCGCUUUCGAGUUUAUAGACGCGAGUCUAGAUUUAGACACGCCAUGUGGCGUAUAUACUGAUGUAAAGUAAAAAUGGGGACGAUUAAUUACUCCUGUUGUAUUUCGAAAAUAUGGAAAUGUCGCGCAGAAGAGAAUGAGAUAUCUCAGGCUGUUCUUUUGUUUCGAUAUUUUAUAAGAGAGUAUUUUUUAAGAUUUAUCUAUUAUUCAUACCAUUAUUUGCUAUUCGCUUUUUCUAACGCUAUUGGUUCGUAUAACAAAAAUUAAGAAUGCGAUUGAUCGAUAGAUCUAAAUUUAUCUUCGUUCCAAAGAAUAAUGUAUUUAUUAUUCAAUUUAUUUAACAUUAAUAUUUUUAUUGUUACACAGUGAGAGUUGAAAAUACCAUUGAUCGACAAGUUCCAAAUUAUCUCCAUUUCGGGUAUAUCUAUUCGUUUGUCUCGUUUUAUGAAAUACUCUUCUCUUUGUAAAAUAGAAAAUAGAAUAAAAUAAUACACGACCGACAGAUGAAAUCCAAAUCGAUCUUCAAAUAGAAAAAAUCGCCAUUUAUUUAUUUAUAUUCGCUCUAUCGAAUUUCUCGUUUUUCUUCCGAACGAGACUUCCGCAUUUUCAAAAACAACGAUGUCCCCCUUUAGAUUACUCAUUUUACUCUCACGCUAGAUUUUUUGCAGCGAUUCUUGCGAAUUUUCAACUACGAAAAAAAGAUACCACACUCGGCAUCCAAAACGUUAAGCCUCCACAUGUAUAUUCGACACGAUGUUAUACUAAAAGUACGCGUAAAUUUUAGAGAAAACUUUUUGCCUAUCUUUAUCCGUUUCAGACAAAUUCACCAGGAUCACUGCAUCAAACUAGUUCAAACACAGCGAUCUCUUGAAUCAUACAGACGAAGAAUCUCUACGAUCGAAACUAUAACAAGAAAACAACAAAGCAAACUGUCGAAAAGAUGCUGGAAAAUAAGAAUAUCGAGCAUCUCUAAUAGAACUCAUCAUACUACAAUCGUCGAAAUCUUUUUCACGCUGUCAAACGCAAACACACACACACACACACACACACAUGAAAGUUGUUUAAACGAAACGCUCCUCCUCUCCUUAAGUAUGGCCUUAAAAGAAGCAGAAAACAGAAAAUAAAAAAUAACUAACUAAGUAAAUAAAUAACUAACAGUCUCGUGUAGAAAAACAGCCGCGGAAGUGUCGUAGGUCUGUACUUAACGCAUUUAAUAAAACCACCGUAUGUACAUAACGAGACAAAGAAAGAAAAGAUACAAAAGAUGGGAAAGAUCGUAAGAAGAUCGAGGGAAAAGCCAAAAAAAAAAGGAAAAAACCAAGAAAUUUUUGUUAGCAAGAUAAGGUAGCAAGUUAAUCGCGAUGACUAAUUUGUUACGAUGGUUUAUCGCGACGCGAAACGAAGGAAACAAAAACAUCGUGACAAGACGAAGUGUGAAACUAUGGCGGGGAGCUGCCAAGGGAAACUCUAGAAUUCCGGUUUUUAUGAGAAUUGAAGAUAUUCAUUGGUUAAUUAAUAAUUCUACACAGGCACUCGCGAUCGAUUAGAUGCUUACGGAAUUGAACGAAAUCGAUUUGUUAGCUUUCGAUCGUUUAGAGAUUUAAUGUUAUCAACGAUGGCGUUUGAAUUGGUCGAAAAUACGAUUGUCGAGAAAGAUGGAAGAAACUGAAGAGAACUUUCGUGGAAAUGUAAUAGUGGUUUAAAUAUGUAUACCGAGUUACUUUAAUAUUUAAUAUAAGAUGUUAAAUACGAUAGGUAGUUAAUUAUUUUAACGGAUAAUAAAUUAGAUUAAAUUCAAUUAAUGGUUGAAUCGAACGAAGUUAAUUAUGAAAUGAAAUUAAAACGUCAAAUUACCUUAAUAGUCGACUUUAAGAACAACUUUAGAAAUGUUCACAAAGCAAAAUACGUUGGAAGACAGUAGAAAAUAAUCGCAACGUGGACAUAAUCAUCGUUAAUCCUGUGUCUUAACUGUGUUUCAAAAGUUGUUCUUAUAAAGUUCUACGACUUCUAUGAACGCACGUGUACGUACGUUUUCUCUACAAUUAAUCAUAGAGAUAUACGUAUUUACGUAUGAAAGAGAAAGAUACUUUCCACGAUAGGAGUUUUAGAUCGAGGGAAGAAGCCAAAAAAAAAAAACAAGAAAUUUUUCUUAACAAGAUAAGGUAGCAAGUUAGUCGCGAUGACUAAUUUGUUACGUUGGUUUAUCGCGACGCGAAACGUAUGAAACAAACAUUGUGACAAGACGAAGCGCGAAACUAUAGCGGGGAGCUGCCAAGUUUCGAAAUAUUUCUCAUUCCACAACUUUUCUAUCUAAUUAUCUCGGAAGUAAGCUUUUCUGGCAAAUGAAUUUAAAAAGAAUUUUAAAAGUAUUAAAAGUCACGUCGAAGUACUUUUGGUAAUAUUUAACAGCACGAUUGAUCUGAAUAAAAUUUCAUUCCUCGUAACUUUUCCUUUUCAAUCUACAAACGCUUCGAUCGUUCGCGUAAAAAUGUCUCUAUAAGCUGCUUCCUUAUUACGAUAACGUUCCAUCGUUGCACGAUCGAACGAGAAAUAUUUCUACUUGGAAACAAAAGCAUCCGACGAAUUGUAUCUUCGACCAAGACUGCGAUUAACGCGAUGUCACAGAGUUCUUGUCAAUUAUGGCAGUAGAGUUUUCUUCAGACUCGUUGUUUAGGAAGGACAUUUUUCACGCACAUCUCGCUUGAAUAAUAUUUGCUUCAAAAGCGAGGGGUUUCUUUGGUGGAGAUAAAGAACGAUUCUCAAUUUUCGUAAAAAUCGCGGCAGAGUUCGAAAUUUCCCUUCGCGCGAUAUAUUCCUGGCGGCCUCUAGUUACCUAGGUCAGACAAAUGUCGGACUAGUCUCUAGACGCUAGUCUUUACGCUGUUGAUUUGUUAAAAUAAAUGUUUAUUUCGUAAAAAAAAAA